CGCGCGCGUCGUCGCAUGGUCCGGUUCGUCCACGAGAACGAGUUCGAGACCUUGCACGCUCUCACAGAGCCGCUCCUCGCGCCGCUCCGCGCGCGCGUCGAGUCCCUCGUCGCGGGGAUCAGCGCGCUUUGCGCGCUCGCGCUCUCGGCGCUCCUCUUGCUUGCGCCCGCGCUGCUGCUCUUCGCGCGCCGUCUCGAGAUCCGCCGCGUCGCGAGCAGCACGCGCGGGGAGACGAAGUCGGGUUAGAAGAAGAGGAAGACGCGCGCGCGCGCGACCGCCGAGCGCGCGGCGGCUCUCGAGACAUCCGUCCGUCCGUCUGUCCGCGUCGUCGUCGUUGUCCUCGUCGAAUCGACGCGCGCGUGCGAGGAGAGCGCGCGAGAGAGCGAAGAGUGAACGUUCGAGACCGAAGUUUGAAAGAGCAGAGAUUCACGCCGUCAGAUCGAGUUGAGAAAGAUGACUGACGACACACAGAAGAUCGGCAUAGGGCUGACGUCGUUCGGGGUGUUAUUCAUGGCCCUCGGGGUGCUGUUCUUCUUCGAUCGCGCGCUGCUGUCGUUCGGGAACGUCCUGUUCAUCGCGGGCGUGAGCCUCACGAUCGGACGCAAGCGCGCGCUGAAGUUUUUCGUGAACCGCAGGCGCGUUCGUUCGGGAAACCACCGCGGCUCCGUCUGCUUCCUAGGCGGCCUCGCGCUCGUGCUCUUCGGCUGGCCGUUCGUCGGGUGUGCGCGCGCUUUUCGAUUUGAUUUCAAACAAACACACUCGGUUUCAAACGAACGCGGGGUCAAGCUCCGUUCACCCCGCGUCGUCCCGGCUCAGCACUUGACCGCGAUUCGUUCGGUUCGACUGACUCAACAACGAUUCGUUCCGUUCCACUCGCGUGCAGGAUAUGCUUGGAGGCAUACGGCGGCGUCUUGCUCUUCAGCGGGUUCCUCCCCGUCGUCUUGUUGUUCCUCCGGAGGCUGCCGGUGCGCGUCUCUUCUCUCUUCUCUAAACUUCACUUCUAGACCGUCCGCGUCGCAGGUGAUCGGGUCGCUCUUCAACCUUCCGCUCGUCAACAAGUUCUUCGCGGGCGUCGGCAGCGCGCGAGGGGUGCUACCUGUGUGACAAGAGAGACGACGCUCGGGGCGACGGCGACGCGCGUGUGGUCGUCGCGCACCUUCAAAAUGUGUACACGGCUACCUUCGUACCUUCGUACAGUGCUGCCCACACACGACCCCCUCUCACGCCUUGCGCUCCUACAACUUAGACUAGUGGCUAACACAUCAAAAGGAUAUACUGUUAGAAAGGAUGAGAGUGCGGUGUGCUGUAACGUCGCG
Molecule: messenger RNA, 1316 nt
Organism: Micromonas pusilla CCMP1545
Lineage: Eukaryota; Viridiplantae; Chlorophyta; Mamiellophyceae; Mamiellales; Mamiellaceae
Exons: 4
Coding region: 454-1104 (216 amino acids)
Biological process (GO): endoplasmic reticulum to Golgi vesicle-mediated transport; retrograde transport, endosome to Golgi
Source: RefSeq, a predicted model, not a curated record